This is a messenger RNA of Rhinichthys klamathensis goyatoka, 650 nucleotides long. RefSeq names its product guanine nucleotide binding protein (G protein), gamma transducing activity polypeptide 1 (gene gngt1). Gene Ontology annotation, cellular component: heterotrimeric G-protein complex. NCBI's taxonomy places the organism in Eukaryota, Metazoa, Chordata, Actinopteri, Cypriniformes, Leuciscidae. Gene Ontology annotation, biological process: G protein-coupled receptor signaling pathway. Gene Ontology annotation, molecular function: G-protein beta-subunit binding. The record is from RefSeq and is a predicted model, not a curated record. The transcript is spliced from 2 exons. The coding region runs from base 4 to 225 and encodes 73 amino acids.
ACAAUGCCGGUCAUUAAUGUAGAAGAUCUGACAGACCUGGAUAAGGCUACAAUGGAAGUAACCCAGCUCAAAACUGAGGUGAAGCUGGAAAGGGCGAAGACCUCCAAAUGCUGUGAAGAGAUUACGGAGUACAUUCAGAGCGGAGCAGAGGAGGAUCCUUUGGUCAAAGGCAUUCCAGAGGAAAAGAACCCAUUCAAGGAGAAAGGUGGAUGUGUCAUUUGCUAAUGUGGACAGAGUUUUGCAGUUUAGUGUUCAAUGCAGCCCAUGGACACCUGCUCAAAUUUAAUCAUAGCUGGAAUCCACUCUGCUCCCCGAAAAAGGACGAUCACAAACAUGGAUAGAUGUUCGAAUAACUCUAAAUGGCUCUUUCUCCCUUUUAAAUGAGUCCUCAGGAUCUGGACCCUCAUAUGUUGUGUAUUCAUCUUUGAAGUGAUGCAAAUCUGACUACCAUUGUGCACUGAUCACCAGAGACUUGCUUGAUGGACUAAUACAUGUAUUUCUUUCUUAGGCAGCCAGCCAGAGUGUAACAUCUGUGUAACAAAACUGGGUGAAAGUGAAUUUUUGAGCUUGUUGGUACAUGAUAAAUCAAGGCUUAAUCGGUGGAAUAAUUUAGCUAUUCAAUAAAACCAAAGUUACAUGGCAAAAGGCCA